AUGCCUCAUAUUACACCAUUGUUGUACUGUAUGAGCUACGCUGAUUGGCUUCUCUUAAAGCAGCGCAUUCAUUGUAAGAUUUUGUUAUUUGCAUUCAAGGCUAUCUAUGGCAUAGCCCCUACAGACAUUCAGAACUUAGUUUCUUUGAAAUCGCAAGGCGCAUAUAACUUCAGAUCAGGUGGGAUUUUUUAGCAUCGUCAACAUUUAGAACUAAGGUUACACUAGACGAUAGGUCCUUCCAGGUGGCUCCGCCCAGGUUAUGGAAUGCUCUGCCGCGCGAGCUUCGCGAUAUUUCGUACUUGCAUACUUUUAAGAAAAUCACAGUUUGA
Messenger RNA from Porites lobata, 329 nucleotides. The record is from the annotation of a GenBank genome assembly. NCBI's taxonomy places the organism in Eukaryota, Metazoa, Cnidaria, Anthozoa, Scleractinia, Poritidae.